AGGAACUCCACAAUCCAAUCUAUUUCCCGCUUCAUCUUCUAAGCAACCGUAAACAAAUUUCUUGAAUUGAUCGACACCUUGUUUUUGUCACAUUGUUCGCAUCGCCUUUGUAUGUCUCUUGGACGUCGAGCUAAAGUUUGACUCAAGUUUCACUGAUUUUGCAGCAUGCGCUGGUUGUAUCCAAAUUGUAAAAAAACGCAAUUUUCAUUUUCUCUAGCAAUUUUUCUUCAACGCUGAGUUGACAGUGAGUUUUCUGAAGAAGACAACUACUUACGUAUACAAGAAUGAAGUUUCAGUUUGCCGAAAGAACAGAUCGCUUUUCGUCUUUCAGCUUUUUCUUGCUACGGUCUGAAAAAACGGUGCUGGCUUGAAGAAUCAAUCUGGGGCUUCAACAGAAGAAGCGCUCGUCUCCUACGAAGCAAGUGCAAGAGCAAUCUUCUUCCGUUUCACAAAGUAGACCGGUGGCGGACGAGAAGAACACGUCAAAUUUUUACUAGGUUCUUCGGUGGACAACCAGAAUCACUCAUCAGCACCACCAGCUGCAUCUUGAUCUUCACUCCGUACUAUCUCAACCUUUCGUCCACACGACGGACCACCUUCGCCCACCAUGCCGCCGAAAAAGAUGAAGAAGGCGAAAAUUCUAUCACAGGAAAAGCAAAAAGUGUUAACGUCUACAGAAUUUGGCAUGCUGUCAUGCAUGAGAAAUGGUGCCUCAGCCCGAAUUUGUAUUGCAUAGGACGCAUCAUAGCGAAAAUUUGUCAUGCAUCUCUACCAUUAAUAGGGUUAAGGUGAAUGUUAACGCUAACACUUUUUUGUUUGAUAGAUUCCGGAUUUCGAUCUGGACCUCGAUCUCGGGGACGACUACGAGGACGAGGAAAAUCCUGAAAAUGCUGAUGAAAACCCCCAAGAACUACAAGACGAACUCGAACCGGACUUCGCGCCGCAACCGAAGGCGAAAAUGCGGAAAAUGAACAAAAAAAACGAAGGGGGAACAACAUCAAUAAACCAGAACGUCGAAAAUAACGUCGAAGAAAAUAACGCAGUAGAGGAAGAACCGCUAGUGGAGAACCUCGGGCUGCAAUUAAACGACGAGGAUUAUGAGAUUCUCAAAUGUUACAUUCUAAACUGGUGUUGAACCAUGAUUUGUCAUGCAAACAUAUCAUAAGCCGCCAGACGAUCAAGAUUAUUCGCAUGACAAAUUCUUGAAGGACGAAACAGCAUCUAAAUCUGUUCAAAGUUUGUAAUGCGCGAUUUGCAAGUGUUCCCCUUUCACUGUUGCUGUUCUCGCAUUACAACAAAUCCAUGCUACAGUUGUGAGUAUAAGGUUUGAAAACGCCAUAAAGAUUUCGAUUUCUACGAUGUCGACGACGAGGUCAUCCUCGGUGAGGAUGGGGAGCCAGUGAAAGUAAAACCCAAGAAGCCGGUGCUGCUGAAUAAAGAGCCCUCCGGCGCUUCUGCGAAGGCGAAACCGAAGCCAAAGCGAAAAAUGAAGCGAAGGAAACCGGCUGUGAAAUAUGCAAAUUGCAAAUUUUCUAUUGUACUACACGUGUUAGUCGCUAUCAUGCAUGACAGAGUUGUUUUCCUCUAAACUCCAUCAGCAUGACAAGUUCCGUUUUUGUUUCUGCAAAACUUGUUUCUCAUGCCGCUACUGCUACGUGUGCCUGUACGUGCCAAUACAUUUGCAAUGCAUAACAAGGUCGGUGAAGCUGCAGAAGAGGACGACCGGCUGAAGAUCAACAUUUGCUGGUUCCGGCGGAAUCUGCGGGUGUAUCACGACAACCCGGCUUUGAAAGCCGCAAUGAAGGCCUGCACCACCGCGAAUCCAAAACCACCGAAAGGAGAUGACUCUACAUCUAGUGACGAGGAAGACCAGCACUUAGAAGCGGAGUUUCUCGAUAAGAACAACAAUAAAAACGCUAAUGCUGCUGUUCGAGCCUCCUCUGCGAAACUACAGAAGAACACCACUACCGACGAAAACGGGAAUACUGUCGACGAAGAUGGAAACAUCGUGAAAAAAAACCCGCGGGGCCGGCCGCGGAAGCAGAAAGACCCACGGGAGAACGACAUCCCGCUGCUGUGUCUGUACACGAUGACGCCGUACAUGAUCCCAAAAACCAUGAAGCAGCAGCGGCAGCAGCUGCAGGGCACGGGCAUCGUGAACAACCAGCGGGUGCCGGACCAAAAUUGCCCGGGCAACCAGUGGUGGAACCUGCUGCUCGCGAGCUUGCGGGAGGUGCAGACGAACUUGCGGGAGCACGGGCAGGAACUUAUCACGGGAAAAAGUGUUAGUGUUAACGGAAUUUGUGAUGCAGUAACGCAUCACAAAACGCGCCCAAAUUUGUCAUGCAUAGCAUGCAUGCUCGGCAAAAUUUGUCAUGCAUAUUUGCAAUCUAUGAAAACCGUUAAUGUUAACACGUUUUCUUGUGAUAGAACUGUACAUCACGCAACAGCGGGAAGUUCCCGUGUUUACCUUUCUGUUCGACGAGUUCAACGUAUGACAGUGCACAACUUCCCCUCCCCCUCAUUUGUAUAGCAUGGAGGCAAUACAAGCAUCAGCAGCAAUGCCAGUUCUGCAUGACAGAUUUGCAUUGGAGUGUAGAGCUAGAGCUAUUUGGGCUACCAGAAAUUGUAAUGCAAACAGUGCCAAGAGGUACAGCCUGGAUUUGGGACUUUGCAUGACAAAUGAAAGGGAGAGGUAGUUGUGCACUCUCAUACAACGUGGACACCGUGUUUUUCGAGCAGGACCUCGAGCCGUACGGCCUGGUCUAUGAACUGCAAAUAUGCCUGGGUCUGGGAGAUUGCGAGAUUUGUCAUGCUAGUCUAGCCUGACUCUAAACUCUGUAUUGCGUGCCUGCGAAGAGAUCCGCUUGUCUGUCAUGUAAAAACGCAGUUUCUCAUGCGGAGUACGCAACUCUGAACCACGGAAAAACUUGUCGUGCUGGGAAGCGCAUUGUAGUGCACUCAAUAAUAUUCCCUUCCUUGCGUCACAAAUAUCCAGACCGAGACAUGUUUGCAGUUGAUAUGGUCCGCGACGAAUCGGUCACGGAGUUGGCAGAACGGCGAGGGAUCCGGAUGGUCAGCUAUGCGAGUCAAAUGCUGUACGACGUGCGGGAUUUCUUCUACGAGGAGAAGUUUGAUGAUAAUGACGAGAAAGAAAACGAAGCCGCACAACAAAGUCAACUCCUCGCACAGACCGGGGGCAGGCAGGGUGCGGGGAAGACGAGUCAAAGUGCAGCUUCGUCCGCAUCCGCGAGUAAAAAUGAUAAUAAUGUCAUCGGAAGCGGUGCCGGUGCGGGAGGAAGUAGUGCAAACAUGAUGAAUCAGAAUCAACAACCGUCUGCCUCCAGCAGCUCAAGGCCACCACAACAACUGCUCGACAUACCCGAGCCAAUCGUGAGCGGCCGUGGGAUCAAGAAAGGGGCUGCUGGGGUUUUGGGAAAACAGAAUUCCAUUGUCAAGGACAAAAUCCCACAGAUGAGGGUACUCUAGUACUAACAAGUAGUUACUGCGUGUAAAGAUUUUGUUGCUCAUCUUUUCUUUGACUACCGCAUGGAAAACUGGAAAGAUGACUUUGUGUGUAGUGGUCCUCCGAACCAUGACAUCUUCCGUUAUGAGCGAGAUCCUUAUGCUUUCGUCAAAACAAACACAAACUUCUCUCAGAUUGCGGAAACGGUAGAAGACUACGCGAAAGUUGUGAGGAAGAAACUCGGGCAGCAUCCCGAAGACCCUGUUCUAUGCACUGCAAAAGUUAAUAUCUUACUCGUCGUGUUAAUAAAGAUUUGUUAUCGCAGUCAUGCAUGACAGAUCGAUAAUUGGCUAAGCAGGGAAUAUGAAAACAGCAUUACAAAUUGCACUUUUGUUCUUGAAAAUGAUUGUUAUGCUAACAGCGCGAUAAGAAGAUCAAGAUUAUACUUUUGCCAUUCAUAAGUGAGAUUUGUCGACGAUUACAACCAUUUCGAGCGGCAUUUGGAGCAGGAAAGGCGAAAAGUCGCCGAGAAGACCCCGAACGCGAAAGCCGCGCGGGUGUUGAAAUUCGACGAGAAGUGCAAGAAGGAAUUUAUGUACGCGUUGCACAUCGAGAAAUCCGUACGGAUGCCGCCAAAAAUCUGCACGCAGUACGACUAUGACGAACAAGACGAUCGACUUGCGAACCCCUUCAAUGUAGUCCCGGAGCACAACGUAUUUUUCCACAUGUGUAUCCACAGUACAUUUAGUCCCGUAGUACACGUACAAUAAAUGCUAUUUGUGCAUGACAAAACUUACCGUUUAAUCUUAGUCAGCAUGACAUGUUGUAGCGAAAUUUAUUUGAUGUCAUGCAUUGUGUACAUGUACUACGGGAAAAGAAAUUUGUAUUGCAUAAUGUGCACCACCCACAUCCCAGAUCUGAUCGAGAUGAACCUUCACAAAGACAAAACUUUGAUUUCCGACCACGAUAAAGCGACUGGCCGGAUUAUCCUGUGUAAAAACGUCCCCACCCCAGAGUCAAGAUGGGAAACCUGCUACACAAAUCAGCCAGCCUUGGCUGUUGCGCAUGACAAGUUGAGCUUCGUAGUGUAAUGCUGUUUAGCUGCUCCAGCAGUAUCACAACUCUAACUCAUCAUGCUUGUUGGAGCAUGACGCAUUGCAUUCCGAAACCCGACUAGAAAAUGCUUCUCAUGGGGCUGCGCAUGAGAAACAUUCUCAGCAUGCGGAUUAGCAUUACAACUAUGGCGUGGGGACGUUUUUGCUCAGGAUACGAAUCGUGAAGUACUUCGGUUACUUCCACGACAAACUGGGAGAGAAGCACGCGUUGCAACGACUGGAGCAAAUCACGAAAAACGAUCCAGGCAUCGCACUCAGGUACGACAUGGACAGGACGGCGCCGAUUGUGCGGUAAGAGAAGUUUGGUCUACUUACUUUGUGCUGCGCUGCAUUGCACUUACAAAAAAUACUUACAACUGGAAGGAGCGGGUUCUUACUUCAUCGUAGCACGACCUUGUAUUAGUACAAAUUUUUCGGUAGGUGGAAAUUUUGUGAUGCAAAUCUUUACUAUCUGAUUGCGAUGCUAGUAUCAGCCAUCUUCAGUUCUAUUGAUUCGUUCCGCUAUUGAUGGUGUUCCUACAAAUGUUUAUUUAAUACAGCGACGCGCAGUGGCACUUCUAUCCGCCGACUACCGGGCUUUCCCCCUACCUCGCUAUGGGAAAUUUGUCCGCAAAAACGGUGUACUUCGAAGUGAAAAAGAUGAUGCUCGAGUGCUACGUAUCCUGAGCAAAAACGUACCCACCCUAUAGUCAAGUUCGUAAAUCUGCAACACAAAUCCCCAAGCUUUGGAAGUUGUGCAUGACAAGUUUCCAUCUGCAGUGUAGUGCUGGUUGGCAAGGGAAGUCGCAUGACAAACCCACCUUAUCAUCCUGCUUACAGCAUGAAAAAUGCAAAAACACGAUUGGAAAUGCAUCUCGUGGAGAUGCGCAUUACCAAUGUUCCUGUCAUUGCACAUUUGCAUGACAUCUCUGGGGUGGGGACGUUUUUACUCAGGAUACUACGCGCACUGCAUGCUGAAAAACAGCGAGCAGGAGCUCAAGCUGCUCUAUCCCACGAAAAAACUGUUUCACUGUGAUGGCUUUGCAAGAUCUGCAUCACAAGUUUGUUACACAUGACACAGAAAAUUUGCCAUGCGCGCUUCCAAAGGCAGAACACGCCUAAAAAUCCAAUGUCUUGCAGGUGUAGCAAGACAAAUCGUUUUUUGCUCCAUUCUAUGCAUCACAAGUUUACAGUGAAACAGUUUUUUCGUGCGAUAUGCUCUUCACGGACUUCAAUCGAGCGGAUGCGGAGAACAAGGUGAAAGAACUAUCCUGUGUAAAAACGUCCCCACCCCAGAGUUGUGAUGCAAAUCUGCAUGGUAAAAAUAUUUCUCAUGCGGAGCCCCAUGAGAGGCAUUUUCUAGUAUCGACUCGGAAUUUGUCCUGCUCCAAGCAGCAUGAUAUGCUAGAUCUGUGAUGCUGCCAUUCUAGCUAAACAGGAUUACACUACGAGACCACACUUUUCAUGCAUAACUCCCAAAACUUCGAGAUUUGUGCUGCAGAUUUACCAACUUGACUAUGGGAUGGGGACGCUUUUCCUCAGGAUAAGAGCGCAAAAUUUUCUACGCCAACGAGCCGAAAAAGAAGAUUACCAAAAAGCAGGAGUUCUUCCUCGAUCAAAACCAGUUGCUGCAAAACCUGAGACACCGAGACUAUUGCUACGCGCUCGGGUUUAGUAUAGCGAACUUUGGGGGAACGUGGAAAAACAAACUCGUGCGACAAAUCAACUGGGGCAAUUCGGCGAACAUCGUGCGACAGUGGGAAAUGGGCCGGACCGGCUACCCUUUCAUCGACGCCUGUAUGGCGCAACUCCGGAGUGAAGGGUAGUGAAACGUUUUAUUUUCUAAUGUAAAAAUGAAAAACUUUUCUGAACGAGACCCUGAUGGUGAUGGGCCGCUACUUCGAGUAGAGAUCAAUCUUCACAGAAGCAAGAGCAUGAGCAUGAGCAACAUCAAACGAUAUAAAAAUACGUACCUCCAGGUGGCUACCGGCUGAGUUUCGGCGGGUGGUGUGCUGCUUCCUGACGUAUGGAGAUAUGUACGAAUCCUGGGAGCGAGGCCGAGACGUGUUUGCGAUAUCCAGACAGAAAGUAGAUCCAUUUCCACCGCCAAUUUGUCAUGCAAAACAUUCAUCAAAUCCAGUGUUCGUCAUGCAAAAAAUGGAUGGAGAUGGGUUUUUUUUCUUGGGAUAUCCGAAGUACGCAAUUGACAACGACUGGGCGUUGAAUACAGCGGGGUGGAUCACCGGGUCUGUAUGAUAGUCGACAACUUACUACUCGCGGCUCUUACCCUGCUCAUUUGCGAUGCAGAAUUUCUCCGAAAAACUCUAUCCGGGCCCUUCGGCUGUGUUUGCAUGACGAGUUCUGGUGGAAGCUAAGACCUCAGAACUCCAACUCUGGGCGUGGAACUAGAUUCGUCCUGGAACUGCUGCACUUUUUUUCUUCACAUGGUGGUUUGUGGCGCUAAUAGCAUGCGGUCCUUGAUGAUGCAAUGCUUCAAAUCAGCAGAGGACGGGGAAUAACAGUCUCAAGUUAGUAGUUGUCCACUGUGCCAUACUCCUGCAGCUGCUUCUAUCAAACAAAAAAGUGUUAACGUUAACGGUUUCCACAGAUGGCAGUCAUGCAUUACAAAUUUUGCCUUCCAUGCAUGCUACGCAAUACAAAUUUGGAUACCUUUUCUGAUGCAUUCCUGCAUCACAAAUUCCGUUAACACUUUUUCCUGUGAUAGCUUCGAAGAAAAUUUCAUGAACGUGUACAAUCCCGCAGACUAUGAACUGCAAAAAUGUCUGGGUCUGGAAGAAUGCAAGUUUGUCAUGCUUGUCUCACAUGACUCUUGAAUUUGUCAUGCACAUUACCCAAGAGCCCCAUUUUUUUGUCAUGCAGAAACGUGCUUUGUCAUGCAGAACAGGCAACACCUAGAAGCUCAGACACUUGUCAUGCUGAGCCAGAACUUGUGGCCUCCUCAUGAUACGCCACCCAGCAUCGCAAGUUUCCAGGGUCAGACACUUUUGCACUUGAUACAGACUACUCCAAGGAUAUCGACCCGAAUGGCGACUACAUCAGGUAUAGCUUACGUAGUUGUAACACCACUUCAUCACCAUGUAGUGCUGGUGCGAAUUUGAAUUUUUCGCUUCUUGAUUUUUCCCCAUGCACGACGAAUCUCGACCCGAGGGCCUCGCUGUCGUCUAGGAGCUGGACAUAAACAUAGAUGGAACACAACUCGGUUUGGUGUUUACUGGGAACAUUAGGUGAAAUUUUAUUGUAAAAUCUUACGUACAGCUACGAGAAUAUCAUCAUUAUCAGGUACUACCUCCCAGAAUUGCGCAACCUGCCCGCGGAUUACAUUUUCGAACCCUGGAAAAUGAAGCCAGAACAGCAGGAAGAGUUCGGCUGCGUCUUGGGUCGCCAGUACCCCGCGCGGCUUUUAGACCACGAACUGGUCGGCCUUUCGAAUUUCAACAUCAGCUCAGCAUUAUCCUGUGCAAAAGUAUCGUACUCGUACUACCGAAACCAAUCGCAUCUAUGCAUGACAAAUCUCUUUUCCAAGGUAAAUCAGCAUAUGAAAUUUCAUUGAUUUGUCAUGCUGAGAGAAUUUGUAAUGCGAUUUCUACAAGUACGAUGCUUGUGCAUUUCAUAAACAUCUGACUUUGGCCCGUCCGGCGAGUUCCGAGAUCCCAACGCGUGGCUGCUGCGAGACGAAUAUGCAUUGCAAAAUUAUCGUACUAGUAGUAAUCGCAUUACAAAUUGGCUCAACAGCAUGACAAAUGGAAUUUGUCAUUCUGUUUUGCCUUGGGGUGGAGAUUUGUAAUGCAUGACUGCGAUUACAACUACGAGUGCGAUAGUACUUUUGCACAGGAUGACGAAGCCAGACAGUACGUGUUUUACCAGCUGCACUCCCCCAAGGCCGGACACGGGUACCUCGGGAAAAACAACGUGGUUAUUACGGAGGAGGUAUCCUGAGUAAAAACAUCCCCACACCAGAGUCGGGAUGGGGAAUCGGCUAGACAAAUCCACAAGCUUUGGCUGUUUCGCAUGACAAAUUUGGACGCGUAGUGUAGUGCUGUUUGAGCUAGUUCAGCAGCAUUAUAGAUCUAGUCUCUCAUGCUGAUUGGAGCAUGACAAAUUUCAAAACACCAUUAGAAAAUGCUUCUCAUGGGGCUCCGCAUGAGAAACAUUUUAAGCAUGCAGAUUUGCAUGACAACUAUGGUGUGGGGACAUUUUUACAAAGGAUAGGAGGCAAUGGAAGACGCUGCGAACAAAGACGGCGCCCCAACGCGGCGAAAACGACCAACCAAGCGGGAGUGGGAGGAGAACGACAUCAUUUUUCCGAGGCGGAAAGACCAAACUUCCAAGGCGGAGGUGAAUGAGCGGCGGAGAAAGCAGGGAAAAAUCUCCCUGGGUGGCUCACCGGUGCCGGGGAAUGAAGGGGCUAUCCGGAUUGACCUGCGAAACCACGUGUCUAGAAACAUCAACAAGGACGAGCGGAAACUCUUUGGCCAGCCAAUCAAGGGCCUUGACGAGUCCGACUACGACGACAUGAGCAGUGCUGCAGCUCCCGCCCCGAAAAAGCGAAAGAAAAUGGAAGAGGACGACGAGGGAGUUAGUCCCGGGGCACAGAAUAUCACAAGAAAAAAGUGUAUACAGUUACACAUUUGUUGAAGUUUCUGCAUCACAAAUUUUCUCUGUGUGGCAGAGAAAACUUGUAAUGCAAUGAUGAUAAGCGAAAAUACGUAGGAAGCGAGGCUCGCAAAAGCAUUUCCUGCAUGACAAAGGUUGUCUGUCUUGCGGCUCCUGCAGCACAAUGUGUAUGUAACUGUAGCAACUUUUUCUUGCGAUACAGAAACGAGCGGAAGAUGAGGAAAUGUACCAGGAGCACGACUAUGCGUUGCAAAGUGUUAUGAUCUUUGCUUGUAUCCCAGUUUUGCAUAACAAAUUAAGUAGCGUUUCUGUUUAGCAUGAUAAAUUAAGGAUCUACUUCCCGGCUCGUUUCUUUCUGAAAAAAAUUGUCUUUGUCAUGCAAAACUUACUACUAGCAGUACAGUAGCACGAGGGUUUUCGAUCUUUUGCAAUGCAUAGCGACAGUGCAGCCAUGAAAUUGUUUUGGAUGAAGAAGAGGAAGCAGCUGUUGCUGGGCCGCGCAUAUCAAAUGUGAAAAUGUCCUCUGGGUCUGGAAGGAUACAACUUGUGAUGCUACUUUUGGAAUCUACAUAAAAACUGUAUUGCAUGAAAAGCAAAAGAGGUGUAAUUUGUGCUACGCGGAGAGGGCAUUUCUCAUGCGUUAUGAGCAUCAGAAAGCCCUCGCAAAAUCUCUGAUGCUAGGGCAUGCAUCACAGACCUCAUGGGUCAUGCGAAAUCUGCAUGACAAACUCCUGCACUCUUCCAGACCCAGACACUUUUGCAAUCCAUAGCGCGCUCACCGCGCAAGAGCUGCAGGCACUGAUUUUCGAGAGCAUCAAGGAGGAUAAGACGAAGGUACUGUUGUAUAAGAAUAAUGGUGGUGCGCGUGACAGAUUUAAUAUCUGCAAGUCGUCCUGAAUGGAUCGAUGAAAUUCUAGGUCGAGAUCGGAAGAUGAAGAUUUCAAAAUAGAUGCUUUUGCACCACACUCUGAAAAUCUUGAGACAGCACAGCUUUUACAUCUACUACCCCAAACUCUACGAUGAAUAUUACAGGGAAAGAAGAAAAAGGGCAAAGAGGCCGAAGAAUUCGAAGCUCUAUCCUGUGCAAAAGUACUUACUUACCAUCACUACAAGUACAACACCAGUGUAUCAGAUUGCAUGCUAGUGGGCCGCUGGUUUUGCUGUCGCGUUCUUAUCUGAAAACUCCGAAUGGAAAUAAAAAAAUGCGGGAAGAUCUUCAUCAACAUUUGUCCUGCAAUUUGAAUUUGUACCACCGGAAUCUUCAUAUUGGUCGGUACAAGUACUCUUGCAACGCAUAAGCUCUUAUCAAGUGUAAAAAUGUCUGGGUCUGGAAAAUUCUGAGACUUGUCAUGCACGUUUUGCAUGAGCCGUGAGGUCUGGAAUGCGAGACCUAGCAUGACAGAUUCUGUGAGAUCCGUAUCAUGUCUAUCCUGCAUGAGAAACUUCCUCUCAACUUGGUUCUGACGCCCAGGCAUUGGCAGAGGCUAAAUCUGUUCUAACGCCCACCCGCCAGGAGUUAAAUGGUACUACUACUACUAACUUGGUCAAAAGUGGACAGCUUUUGGCAUUCAUGCAACACAGAUUUUUGCACGAUCCAGAAUUAGCAUUACAAGUUGCAACCUUCCAGACCCAGACAUUUUUACAUUUGAUAGCUCUGGAGGGCUACGAGCACGUCGACGACGAAAAUGAGGUAUCAUGUGUAAAAAUGUCUGGGUCUGGAAGAGUGGAAGGCUUGUCAUGCUUGUCUGGCAUGACCGAUGCUGCUUGUAAUGCAUGACCCAGCAUCACAGAUUUUUGGAAAGCUUCCUGAUGCCAUUUCCGCAUGACAAAUGCCCUCCUCGCGUAGCACAAAUGUGGUUCCUCUUGCUGGUCAUGCAAUACCAUUUUUUUUUGGGUCCAAAGCUAGCAUCACAAGUUCCAACUUUCCAGACCCAGACAUUUUUACAUUUGAUAUGAGGACGUGGCUGACAAGUUUCCCAGCAUGUUUCCGCCGGAACUGAACCCAGAAACAGAGAAGGAGCUCCGAAAACAGGCCGGAAUGGAAAAAAGCAAGUCCAAAUCGAAAACAAAGGGAAACAAAAGCAGUAAGGCGGCCGGGGGAAUGGUAAUAUUCUUGUUUUGUCUCAUAUGGUACUUUGAGUUUGAGCUGCUCCCGAGGAGGAGUAGGAGUACAAGCAACUAGAAGAGAAGAACCCCACCAGAUGAAUUACAUCAGCUUUACCUGUUUUCCCUUUCAGGAAUCCAGCGCGAGUGCCAGUGGCGUAGAUCUGUUGAACAAAAAAGAGAAGAGUCACACGUCGCAAAUCCUAUUCACAGCAAACAUUUUGCCCUGCUCCUAGUACGCAUGAUGUUGAAACAAUAUGGAUAACAUCGCAUGACAUAAGUUUUUAAAGUCAUUUUGUAUAUUGAUUCUCAAACAACUUCAUAUUUUUCUUUUUUUCGUAUUGUCGUUGAUAUCGAAAAAAUCAUCUCCAUCCGUAAUGCUAGUGCAUGAUAAGACCGCGUCGUGCUCGUGUUUUGUGGCAAAAAGUUUGCAGUGCAUACUACGGCAAGAAGGGCAAACCCCUCCCUGACCGGCCGAUGUUUGAGAUCCACGACGAUGGUAUUACCGAAAAAGAACCACCGAAAAUCAAGCAACUGCGGAAGAAAGACGGUGAGCUGAAAAUCAACCCUGAGGACCCAACUACGUACGACACCUACAUCAGCGGAAAAGGUCUCGUGAUCAAGUCGGUCGGCGAACACGACGAGGACUUUUACAAGCACGAGAAGCGGGAUAUCUUCGAGAAGGCGUUUGGUGCCAACGCCAUCGAAAAGGACUACACGCCCCGAUCCAGCCUCUCCGGCACGGGGAGUAGACAGCUCACGCCCCGGCAAAAGGGAAAGCUGACGCCGAGGGGAGACAAGGACCUGAAAACGUUCCGGAAGUCCCUCGUCGAGGAAUUUGGAGAUGAAAACGGAAAGCUGAACAUCAAAGAGGAAGAGAUGAUCAGUCCAGAAGCCCAUUCCAAGGCCCGCGAGCUGCUCGGACUCACGUUUCAUAUCCACAGAAAAAAACCCAUCCGCAUCCAUUUUCGGCAUGGCAAGCACAUGACUUCAUACGUGUUUUGCAUGACAAAUUGGAUAAUGGGGAUCGGUUUUUUUCUUUGGAUAUUUCACGGGAAGGGACACCAAGGCAGAAAAAAGGCGGAGGAGAAGAAGAUAGGGAGGCAGAUGCACUUCGACAUGCUGCAGGCGGCCGAACAGAUGCGGCAACAGUUAUGAAAAUGAUAAUGAAAAUAUGAAAGUUUGCAAGUCUACUGUAAAAAAGUAAUUAUAUCAUUUCCACCGCUCCUCGACCUCGUCGUGUGCUUACAGAAGAAGCACAAAAACAAUAGAUGCUGAUGCUCAAAUUCUGAUCAGUAAAAAUAGUGCUGCAUUUUUUCUUGGAUUUGUGUACAGUGACUGCAAACUCCUGCCUUUUGCAAACGCAUAACACCAGUUGGAGGAACAGGAAAAAAAGGAAAAGAACAUCAAAGCUGAGACGUCGAAAAUGAAGUCCCGAGCUGGAGGCGAAAAGGAAGGCGAUGUCGGGAAAAAUGACAAAGAGAAACAAGCUGCUAAAGGAGGUCCUCUUGCUGCCAGUAGCAGUAGCAAGGCGAAAGCCGGGAAGGUGGUGGACGACAACAAAGCAGGGAAAAAGACUUCCUCCUCUUCUUCUAGCUCGGCGGCAGCCAGCAGCACGGCAGCGGGGGCAGCUGGGAACAAACAAGCGAAAGACAAGGGGAACAAGGAGCCACAAGGAGCAGGACCAGUAGCAGCGAAGAACUCCUCCUCAUCGACCAGUAAUGUGUUGGAUGGGAAAAAGAAAAACGAGACGACGACGAAAGCCAGAUCGGUUACAUUUGUGGACCACGAAUUAGACGCACCAUCCUCUCCGAAAAGCAAAUCUAAGCCAGAUAUUACAAAAGCAAAAACCACGACAGGCGGCGCUGGUGCUAGUACUUCUGCUGCCACUGCUAUCCAAGAAAAAAACUGUGUUAGUGUAACUUUCUUUGGUUGACAGCACCACAAAUUUGCUCUACAUGACAGAGAAAGCCUGUCACGCGCGGCUUGUAAGGGAAGACACACGUGAAAAGAGAGCUUCAUGGUUGUCUUGCAUGACAGGUGUAACUCUGAUGCAUGUUCUGCGUUACAGAGUUACACUUACACAGUUUUUUUCUUGCAUAACUGCGAAUGUCGGAAGCAGCAAGGGCAAGACCACGACCGGGGCGAAAAAAAAGAAGUGAGCUGCGUUUAUUAUUCUUCGUUGCAGUUCGUCCUCGUGCCGCGAAGUUCAGUCAGUCUCUGAAAGUAAAAUAUUUAUACCCACCCAAUUAUUUUGUAAAGAACGUUGUAUUACCAGUAGACGUAAAACAAGUGAUACAUCUUUCAUCCCUUUCUCCUCUCGUGGUCCCGCCACCGAAUGGGAAUGAAGAUCUUCUGAACAUGUACUUAGGCUGUCGUAGAACAACCUUAUCCCUUUCGCUUUCCCGCCACUGGGCUGCUUCUGUAUAUAUUCAGAUUAUAGAGCAGCAUAAGCUAAUUUUUACUUAUUUUAUUUACUAACUUAAUUAUCGACUCCCACCACAUGCAGCUGCUGCAGAAAUCAAGCGCAGCUUGUGCCGGUUUUCGACAAAAUCUGAGAUGUUGUCAUAAACCGUUACUUCCUAACCCGGGUCUUUAAAACUAAACGCAGUCUCCACGAAAUAAGAAUACGUGUAGGAAAACGGUACAUGGAGCUUUAUGUGUACCGCAGCGUAGAAAUAGGAGUACACCUCCUUCUGGCUUAGCCGAAGAGGAAAGUGAAGGACAUCGACACUAAACUUUGGCGACGCUCUUCCACUGUGCUGAUUGUAUGUAAAUAUUCAUUCCGGUGCUAGCAGAUUGACUUUGUACGAACAAAGAUAUGCGACUAGUAGAAAUCUGAAGGGCCACGAAGGGUCCGCCUGCUCCUGAAAAUACCGCACGGCGCCAACUGCAAGACAUGUAUGGGGCCUGUUUGUCUAUUUAUGUUUUGACAAUGGUGAUGUUGGUGGACUUGCUGACCAUGCAGGGCGGGGUGGAGGGUUCUGAUGGCGUUGAUUCAGAACUGUGUAGAUGGCACUCUGUGAGAACGAGAAGCCGUCGGUCAGAUGCACUUUUAUCUUUCUGACGUUUUUGUUUCCGGUCAUUUCAGAGUGGCAAAGUCUGAGGGUGCUGGCAGUGAGAGACUGCAGUGACCUCAGCAGAAGUACGAAAAGAUAUAGAGGUGCGAUGUUGAGAGUGCUGCGUGUGGGUUGAAAAAUUUGGUAAUGAAAUUCGAAAUGGUACUAGUGGCACAUACUUUAUCCAAUGCCAAUGUUAAGUAUACACAAUAAGACACUGGUGCUCAGUGGUUGUGGUGGCGAUAGACAAAGGGCCUGUAGUGCCUGACUCCGGCCGCAAGAAUAUCGGGCGGGUGCGACGGAAAUGUGGCUAAAGGCUGCGCUCUGUCCCAACGCCGCGGAUGUGCGCACCUGCGAAACGGCACGAAGUGGAAAUGGCUGCGGGUGCGUGGGGCCAGUUGUACGAACAGGAGGCGGAACCCAGCGAAGCGGCCGCGCGCCUCUCUUCGUGCCCCGGCGGGCCAUGCCCCGCCCGUGCGGCCGUGUUUUCUCAUGUGCGGCCCUUGUUGGUUGCCAUGGUUGACCUGCCGGCGCAUCUUCCGGCCCGGGUGUCUGUUGGCCGCCCAUCUGCGGAAGGGAUGGGCGUUCGCCUGCCCACGCGCCCCCCCCGGUGGGGCGGUGUAUUUGGGUUCGCCCACGCCCUCGCUGCGCCCGCGUUCUAGUCCCGCCCGAGUCCGUGGGCGUGGUGUUUCUUGUAUAUUGGCCUCUUAGUUUUUGCAGGGAGCGCAACAGCCCCGGACCGGUAGCUGGGGUUGUUGCCUGCGUAUUAGCGCGGCCGGCGGCGCGGCCCGUUCGUUGUUUCGCUGCCUAUGAUUCUUCGGCCGCGCCGCCAUGGCAUGGAUGCGUUUGUCGUUUGUUGGCGGUCUUGUGGGCGAUCUGGCAAUGACGCAUCUCCGUUGCUAUGCCAUGCAUUGGCGACCACCUUCAUUUCCGCUGAUUCCGAAUGCACACGGCUUCUUGUGGAGUCGUUUUGUUCGAGCCAGUCAGUGUUGAGAGAUUUGCAUUUGAGCGCACCCUCCUGCGCGACAAGUGUGUGAGCGCGGCUUUGUGAGUGUGUCACAACGUGUGUUUCGGUCUAUAAUUAUUCUGUGGCAGUGGAUAGCGAGAGAGCCCCAACAAGAAGGAGAAUAGAUGUAUAGUAUUUUUAGAUUUGAGUAGAGCCGGUAUUGGGAUUGGCCUUGUGGAUGAGACUGCGUGAACGUGCAUGCACGAGUGCAAAGCUAAGCUUUUCUCCAACGUGCUCUCUCUAGGACAGAUGUGAGGUCUGACUCUGGGCCUGAGGAUGGUCCGUCUGGGGGAUCGUGUGGCACUCCUGCAGCAGCCCCACGCGUGAGCCCCCUCGGGAUUCCCUUUCCCGGAGAACGCCGGCCGCGGACGGGGUUGGCGCUCAGACUGACAGGGCAAUCGGCGACGCGGCCCCGCGGCGACAGGUCCGGCGAGCGAUCAGCAAGGACGUCACAAAGCCCAAAGCGUCGCGCGCGGCCGAUGAACCUCAUCGCCAUCUUUAAAAAGACCGGCGCUGUUAGCUGCCAGGCUUUUUGCAAAAACUCGCCCGCGGCCCCGGGGGCGGUAGCUGCUGUCCCCGAACUGGAUCACUGGCGCCAAGCCUUCCCACCUCUUGCCGCCCUUCCAUCCACCCGCCCGCGCGCCGGGUCGGUGUGCCGGGCGGGCCGGCCCAUUGCGUUUCCUGUGGCCCUUUUGUGGCUGGCCGCCGCCGGGCCCUUCGUGGGCGAACCAACCCGGGCGCCGGGCUUGCUUUUGCUCGCUCCCUCCCCCGCCCCGGGCGGGGGCGCCAGCGCCCUUGGCGACCGUUGUGCGCCCGGCCCUCUGUGUGUGUUGUGCAUCCGGCAGUGCUGCCGGUGCAGGCGGGCCUGCCCGGUUGGCCGGACGGUAGGCCGGGCCCCAGUAUCGCACGCACGCAGGCAUAACACCGGUCGCGCCUGCUGUGUUUUUCCUGUUCUGCGCGCCUGUUUGCGCGGCAGGUUCGGUUGUGGGCGAUCUGGCAUUGCCUUACCUUCGCGGCUCUACCAACGAACUAGGCAACGCCGGCCGCCUGGUGUUCGGCUGGAUCCGUUCGUAUCGUUGAUUGUAUCUGGCCAGUAGCCAGGGGCCUUUCUUCGUACGUUGUUUGCCUAUUCGUCAGCAACUUUAGAACCGCCGCGCCGACCAUGGCGCGCGUGUGUUUCUAAAUAAACCAGAAGCAGGCAAUGUUGGUGGAAGAGCCGAUCAUGACGCAGCCUGAAGACAAGGAGCCAGGGAGUGAGAGUGACACUGGGAGUAGGAAUAUGAGAACUAAUAUAACUCAGUGUAUCUAUUUGAGAGGGAAGUGGCAAUUUGUCUGUCUUGGGCUCACGCUCAGAUCCUACUAGCCCGUGUGAUAUGUCUAGCGCUAGCGCGUUGAGGAUGUUUCCGAGGGAAGUUGCAGGAGAGACCUGGUCACCGAGAUUUAAGCUACAGCGAAACGGCCGCCAUUUUCCAAAACAAAGAAAGACACAGUAGUAGACAUGGAUGAAUUUGGUAAACUUGGUUUCGAAUGAGCAGGAGCAGCGAAGAAUUCUUCCUCAUCGACCAGUAGUGCCAAUGUGUUGGCUGCGAAAAACGGUACGACGCCGAACGCCAGAUCGGUUACAUUUGUGGACGAAGCAGACACACCAUCCUCUCCGAAGAGCAAACCUAAACCGAAGGAAAAAUCAAAAAACACGAUGGGGGCUACUGCUGCUGCUGCAUAUAACGUUGGAAGCAGCAAGGGCAAGACCACGACCGGGGCGAAAAAGAAGUGAGGCGCGUUUGUGGUUUGUUGUACAAAGAGCUCCAACUUAGAUUGGGUGUCACGCAGGUCGCAGCUGCAGCUCGUCCUUGUGCGAAGGAAGAAGAGUCGAUUUUUAUAUCCAGCAUUCAACUUUAUGAUUUUGUAAUGCGGUAAUUACAUCACGAUUAUACCAGUAGUGAAUCAUCUCUCCCUUUCUCUAGUGCUCCCGCCACCGAAUGAAGAUCUUCGGAAGGAAGUGUAAUUAGGCUCAUGUAGCGCAAUCUAUUUCACCAAGAGCUUCUAUCAAUAUAGCAUUGUGUGUAUAUAAACUGCAAAACACCAAAGUUUAUGAUUUUGUACGUACGCGUUGCUGUAUUGACUCGCCCAACGUACAGCUGCUGCUACAGCUACUACAGACACCAAUAGAAGCAGCUUGUGUCUAAUUAAUUUCGACAACUUCUAUCUAAUUAUAAUGACAGUCACAGUGCCUUCUUCUGGGUCGGCCCAUCAAUAAAAAUGUGUCCCAGGUAAAAUAUGAGUCGGAAAAAAGACAGCCGGACCGUGCGAAGAAACAGAAAGAAACCCUCUUACGGCCGACUGGACAGUUUCAGUUAGGGACAUUGAUACUAACUUUGGAAGACCAUCUUCCAGUGCAAUACUAAUCCCACACUCCUGACUUUGUACAAAUAAUGAGCGUAUACGAAUGUAAGCAGACUGGUCCUAUUGUUAUAGAAAAGAUUUUUAUCUCCUUGUAAAAGAAUCCUUAUCAUUAUCUUACCUUUACUCGAUCAUAGUGUGCUAAUUACCGUGGGGAAAAAGCAGUAAGUAAAGGUAAAGCGAGAAGCGAAACAGACGAACUCACGAGGAAAGAAACUCUGAACAGGACGAAAUGUUGCGUAGCCCGUGCGGUUUUUCCCAACCGCCCGAUAGAUAGAUAGAUAG
Molecule: messenger RNA, 18048 nt
Organism: Amoebophrya sp. A120
Lineage: Eukaryota; Dinophyceae; Syndiniales; Amoebophryaceae
Source: the annotation of a GenBank genome assembly